AUGUCCGGAAUGUUGGGUGCACCCGAAGUGCUACAAUUCGGCCGGAAUCUCAUUCACCUCACACAAGCGAAACGCGUUCUUGAUAUAGGUAAGCUCACUGAUCCCAUUCGGUUGGGAGUUCUGGUUGAAGUAAGGAGGAUUCUUUCAGUCUGA
Molecule: messenger RNA, 153 nt
Organism: Anisakis simplex (herring worm)
Lineage: Eukaryota; Metazoa; Nematoda; Chromadorea; Rhabditida; Anisakidae
Source: the annotation of a GenBank genome assembly